GUAUCUUAAUAUAAUGUAAAUUGUCAAUCAAUUAAAUAUCAAAUUUGCAGUUCUCCCACUACCCACAAAAAUCAAUCCCCACCUACUAAUAUUUGCCUAUAUAUAUCCUAAAAGAGUUGUCAGUCGUUCAGUCUUAAAUCGUCUUUCGUACAUUUAUCGUUCACCCCGUCUUAAAUCACCGUGCGUUUAUUUUUCAUAUCGAUAGGUCUUUACAUUUUAUUAGUGAAUUUUUAUUUUUUACUUUUCAUUGUAUAUAAAUGUAUUAAUUGUGUAUCUACGUUUACGUAAGGACAAUUUGAUGAGGCACGAAAAAACUCACGAAGGGAUUCGUUUCCCGUGCACUAUAUGUACAUCGACGUUUAGUAACAGAUCUCACAUGAACAGACAUAUAAAAACCGUCCAUGAGUUCGCAUCGAAUAUUUUAGAGUCAGGUCAGCCAGCAGGCCCCUUAAGUCAAUCUGUGAAUGUAAAUUAUAUUCCGUUCGAAGAUUUUAAUGACGGGUACGAUGAAAUAUGCCUGGAAGUUCUAGAAAAUGCCCAAGAUGCUGGGCUAUGCGAUGCGACAACACACCGUCGACCACAACGAGGUGAAAUAAAGAUCGCUCCGAAUAUUAUAGUGUCAGAUCAGCCAGCAGGCCCCUCAAGUCAAUCUGUGAAUGUAAAUAUUAUUUCGUGCGAUGAUUUUAACGACGGGUACGAUGAAAUAGGCUUGGAAAUUCAAGAAGAUGUCCAAGAUGCUGGGCUAUGCGAUGCGACAAGCUUAUCAGUUAUCAUUCCCAACACCGUGGUACGAAGUUAA
This is a messenger RNA of Myzus persicae (green peach aphid), 799 nucleotides long. RefSeq lists its product as uncharacterized. The coding region runs from base 299 to 799 and encodes 166 amino acids. The record is from RefSeq and is a predicted model, not a curated record. The transcript is spliced from 4 exons. NCBI's taxonomy places the organism in Eukaryota, Metazoa, Arthropoda, Insecta, Hemiptera, Aphididae.